UCCUCCAUCACUGUCGAUGGUGUGCCAAAGUCUGGGAUCCAGGGCCUGCUCGUAAUCGAGCCCCGUGUGUCUUCAAGAGCUGUGUGCUCGCCCGUGCGUGAGGAAAUGUAUACUGCGGAGUCGGCACUCCAUUCUACUGGCCGCUGCUGGACUGGUCGGUCGCUCCAACCCACAGGCUCACGGGGUGGGCGCCCUCGCUGUCGACGGGGUAGCAUGACGUGGCCUGAGAGC
Molecule: messenger RNA, 231 nt
Organism: Mycena citricolor
Lineage: Eukaryota; Fungi; Basidiomycota; Agaricomycetes; Agaricales; Mycenaceae
Source: the annotation of a GenBank genome assembly